CAGAGGCUUUAAAAGCAGCCUGCAGGCUCGUCCGACAGCGGCAGUCGUCAAGUGACACGCAACAAAUGGGCCAUUAGAGCUACCUGAAGUCUUCUACCUUUCCUGCAGCCAUCCGAACCUUCCAGCCGCCCUGGAGGCAACUGCUUCCCCAUUUUAACCUAAAAGGUCAGCAUUUUACAUCUGUGAGCGGUUUUCCACCUAAGGUCGGAGAAAAUGGCAGCAAUUCCAUCAAGUGGCUCCCUCAUCGCCACCCAUGAUUACUACAGACGUCGCAUCGGGUCUACCUCCAGCAACAGCUCGUGUAGCAGCGCUGAAUACUCAGGCGAGGUCAUCCCGCACCCCCCAGGACUUCCAAGACAAGACUCUGGUCACUGGUGGACCUCUUUUUUCUUUGCAAAACCCGGAGCUGAAAACCAAAAAAAUGGGAGCUACACAGUGGCCAGUGGUCAGGUGACCUGCAUCGCCAGGGAAAUGCUUCUGAAGCCCCAACUCGGUGAAAACGGCGACAUUGGAAAGUUUGAGGCCUCUACCCCACCGCCUGCGUCCUCCUAGAGGCACCUCUCCCUCCUCUUUGCCACCAACUUGCCAUCGGAGUCCAGAUGGAGAUGAUGGUGGUGAUUAAAGAUUGCAUUUUCACUAAAUAGUUAGAUUAUUUUUUACUGUAUAGAUUAUUUCUACGACGACCAAAUACAACUUGAGUGUUUUUCAUGUAUUUCAUUUUGAUUUGUUGAAAAUAAAAAAUAGAAAUAAAAUGAUUGAUCUUCA
Messenger RNA from Doryrhamphus excisus (bluestripe pipefish), 765 nucleotides. RefSeq names its product pancreatic progenitor cell differentiation and proliferation factor a (gene ppdpfa). The record is from RefSeq and is a predicted model, not a curated record. Gene Ontology annotation, biological process: multicellular organism development; cell differentiation. Lineage: Eukaryota; Metazoa; Chordata; Actinopteri; Syngnathiformes; Syngnathidae.